ACCUGCAGUCGUGUAUUGUUCUUCUUUUCCACAGGGGGUUAUAGCAAGAGAGAACCUGUACAACCACAAUGCGUACGUUUGCGAGCGGCAUUGUCUGAGCCGCUUAGCGACUGAAAUUCCGUCCCAUAUGCUACAGAUUUACAGCUUUUAGUAAAUAAACCACCUCUCUCAUAUCCUAAUCAAGGCCUGGUUUGUGCGAUUAUCACGAAAGUAGUUACAUGGAUAUAGAUCUUGCAAUUCAAAUGGCUGGGGAGGAAAAGGUAGGCUUGGUUGUUAGGGGUCCGAUAGACGCAGACGACGUGAAAGGGAGCGUUAGUGACGUACCUACAUCGACAGACCUAAAGCCAUGGAAGGUGAAGAAGCCGUGGGAACUUUUUCGAGCUGUUUCUCCUGCUAACGACAUUGAAAUUUACGAGAGCAAGGCCGUAUCGGUGGCUUCGCAGGACUUCGAAGUGACUCCGCCUGAGACUGGUUACUUGUGCAUUCGUUGCCAAGGUGAUGAAGAAUUUUAUAUCCCAUCACAUGUGGUCGACUGCUUUCAAUGCGUUGAUAUUAUCCUCCAUGGGGAUGCUAUUUUCAAAGAAAACUUGGAGAAAAUGAUAAGGUUCCCAGAUAUUCGUGCAGAGAUUAUGGAAGCUGUUUUGAGGUUUGUAUUUAUUGAGCAUCUAAACAACGUAAAAUAUGCAAAAUAUUGGGGACCUGAUGCACCACGGCUAGUAUUCCAAUUUGAGGUUGAGCCGGAUCAAGUGAUGGACCUUAUACAAGCAUCACACUUUCUUGGUAUUAAGAGUUUGCUAAAUGUUGCUGCUACAAUGGUUGCCCAUCACCUGGCAGAUAUACCGGAUGUAUCGUCGAUGUUACCAGAUCUGGCCUGGUGUGUUGCUGAACUACUUACAGCACAACAACUCUUUGAUGCUGAACAACGCCCAGACUUCCUGAGCUUGAACCUUGAGACUAGUGUGCUCUGGGAACGGCACUGCAAACGACUACAGGUGGAAGAUUUGGUGCAACCCGUUUCAGCAUCCAACUACCCGUCUUACGAUACAUGGGAUUUUAGCGAGGGGCCUCCUCCAACUUCUUGGAAGUCUCUUUAUGUAACACAUGUGUUGCAGCAGCUUGCUGAUCGCCAAGAUGGAGAGAAACUUGAUGAUUUUUUCGCUGAAGUUGCUCUCAAAGGGAAAUUCGCCUGCAGACACACGAUACGGGGGAUGAUGUGGGACUGGGUUCUCAAUGUCCCCAAAAGUUUGCCUCUUGCAUCGUAUGUUAGUCUUUUCCCCAACAUCUUCUCUUUAGUUUUGGUGAAGCUGCCCCUUGGCAAGGAACUAGCAGACGGUACACUACCAUGCAUGAGUCUUGGAGAUAUUCUGUCGCAUCUUCCUCAUCUUCAACAUCUUGAUGUCAGUGAAAGUGGAGUCACUGCAGAUGCAGCCGUUAGCUUGAGCAAGGGACUCAAAUCUCAUGCUAGGCUGCAGGUCCUUCGAAUCGCAUACAAUAGUAUUCAAACCAGAGGCUUUUCCGCUAUUGCCAUGUGUUUCCCAACGGUUAGAACAUUGAAGCUCUUCGAUGUACGUGGGAAUGGAAUACAAUUGUCACUAGCCCAGGAGGUUGUUGCAGCUCUUGAGCAAAGCUCCGUGAAGGAAUUACUCCUUGCAGGAAAUCCCACUUCUUUUGGAAUUCAAAUGCCACAUUUUCAGCGGUCUGGACAGACUCAUACAAUUUCUAUCAGAUCAACAGAUUUUUACCAAAUGAAUGAUGUAGCUGAAGAAGUGGAGUCGGGACCAGCAUUCAUUCUGCAAUCCUAUUUGUGGAGUUCCUUGCCAAAACACCUAAAGAAACUGCAACUCGCGGAGUGCCAAGUUAGUGACUCUCAGAUCGGCAUUCUUGUCAGAGCACUGCAUGGUCACGAAACUAUAGAGGGGCUCGAGUUGAAUGACAAUAGAAUCACGUCAACUGGGGCUUGCGCAAUCUUCACUUGGCUACAGGGCAACUUAUCGCUUCGGGAACUUUUACUUGGGAACAACAACAUCACUGAUUCGAGCUCAACGGACUUGAUCAAGGCCCUAGGAACGCAUCCACGACUUGAGAAGGUUUCUUUGAGGGGUAACUACUCGUAUGGGGAAGACAAUUUACGCAUGGUCAUUCAAGCGGCUAGAGGACAAGGCGAGGCACUUCUUUUGACGCAACAGAAGAGGUUCAUUUUGGACUUGUCAAUGACGGAUGUUUCCCACACAACUCGUGCAAGGAUUCUUCGGGAGAUUGCUGAUGUAACGGAGAUAUAUCUGUUCAUUUGAUCUGUGUUUUCUGUCGCCUUCGGCUAAUUUGCCGAUUUACAACUUAGAGUGUUUUCAUUCCAUAAGCCAGCUCAGAUUACGAAUAUGUUGUCGUGUAUCCUAUUCAAAUCUUGUUGUCUGUUUUCAGGCUGGAUCUGUGAUUGAAAGUCUCCUUUUUGUCUAUAA
Molecule: messenger RNA, 2456 nt
Organism: Physcomitrium patens
Lineage: Eukaryota; Viridiplantae; Streptophyta; Bryopsida; Funariales; Funariaceae
Biological process (GO): activation of GTPase activity; nucleocytoplasmic transport
Cellular component (GO): perinuclear region of cytoplasm; cytosol; nucleus
Molecular function (GO): GTPase activator activity; small GTPase binding
Source: RefSeq, a predicted model, not a curated record